UAUAUAUAAAGAGACAAAAAGGAAGGUGCCCUGCAGGAAGACCAGGACCAAUCUUGAAGGAACAUCUACCAGUUUCAAGAUGCAUCACCUACUGCUCUGGGUUCUCCUUGUCUACCUGGCUGUGAAUGAGUCCUGGGCCAAUGGGAUGAAUGCCAAUCUCACGGUCCUAAGGAGAACUGUGGAAAAAAGCCUUCAAGUCCCAGGCAAUGGCAGCAGAGAGGCUCUGAACCUAAAGAGAAACACCCGCUCUCUAGAAAGAUUCAGUGAUGUAUUUGAUGGUACAAGCCUGAAAUGGGUAGAGUUUCAGGAGUCUAUCCCCGAGGGAGCUGUGUCCAUCUGGAACAGCUAUGCCAAAAGGACGGAAUAUCCUUGCUCCGAAAACAACUGUGAAGCUGGCUUCUAUAGCCCAGACCGGGGUGCUUUCUGCUUCUAUCCUUACAAAGGCAAAGAACACAAAAGUGAUAAGUUCUGGUUGUUAGUUAAUGAAAAUGAUUUUGAAUCCUUGAAGUGGAAAGGAGGUUUCUUGGGUAGCGUUCCAUCCAAUUCCAUAAACACUUGCCCAGGAGUCAAAGUCUACCUUGCCAAAAAUAAGUAUGGAUUAGGAAAGGUUGCUGGCCCCGUUAAAGCUUUCUUUAUAGGAAUUGACGGUUGGGAAUAUCUGUAUUUGCGCUACGAGGUCCUGACAGUGAAUAAAGAUUAUCUCUCUCAGAGUAUUUACGAUGUCAAGUACAUGAUGGAGAAUGGAAUAUAUAAGAGGGAGAGUGUGACUUUAGCCUCCAGCCAAGUUACCAAUAACAACUGGAAGGUUGUGAAGAAGACAGCCACCUUAUCCAGGACUGUGACUUCCGAGCAUCGUUGGGAUUUUAGUAUUUCCCUCAAAGUGGCUGUGAGUACUACCUUGACUGCCAAAAUCAUUGAAGGAUUAAGUUUAGGGUGGACCCCUUCUGCAGAAACAACCAUCAGCUGGAGUCAGGGCUUCACACAGAGGCAAUCGGUCACACAUUCUCUAACUGUAGAGGUAGAAGUCCCACCAAACCAUGAGUGUGAGGUGACAAUGGAAGCCUUGAAGAUGACUGCAGAUGUUCCCUUCACUGCCACAGCAACACGUAGGUAUCGCAAUGGGGAAAAACGAAGUGCCACAGUCCGAGGAGUCAGCAAAAAUAUUGAUGUGGCACGUGUGCAAGUUCAAGUAAAGUCUUGCAAACCCAUCCCAACAGCUCAUCCCAUCUCAUGUCAGAGAUGUACAAAUGAUCCAGAACAAUUUGGAUUGACCCACGAUGAGGAUUCAGAAUAAACUAUACAGAUGGUACCCACUCUCAUCGCAGCUAUCACCAACACACAAUAUUCUUUCAUCACAGCAUUAGAGAUGA
Molecule: messenger RNA, 1370 nt
Organism: Anolis sagrei ordinatus
Lineage: Eukaryota; Metazoa; Chordata; Lepidosauria; Squamata; Anolidae
Product: natterin-3-like
Source: RefSeq, a predicted model, not a curated record